Spodoptera exigua (beet armyworm) is the source of this 691-nucleotide messenger RNA. Lineage: Eukaryota; Metazoa; Arthropoda; Insecta; Lepidoptera; Noctuidae. The record is from the annotation of a GenBank genome assembly.
GUCUGCCCGUGCAGUGUGACUGUGAAGUGUGUAGGUACUGUGUAGUGUGCAGCUCAGUACCUUUUCUUAAACAGUUUAAUGGUUAUAACCUUUUCUAUGCCAGGAAUUAGUUAAGCGUGUAUUUUAUUGUUUUAACUUUCAGAUAAGAAGUGAUCAUUGCAGUUAAUAUUACCUCCACAAUGAGUUCUGGAUUCCUAAGUCGCGCGUUCUUGCCUUUGCGGCAAGUGAUCACAACUCAGACAUCACACUUGCACAGCUCAGCUGUUACAUAUGCUGCUGUAAAGAAAACUACUUCCGCAGCUGGAGGUGUAAUGGGGCUGGGGAAGGGCAAGAAAAAAGUCGGCAAGCUAGGCGCCAUGGAAAAGAAGGAAAUGCCUGUAGAGACAGACCCACACAAGCUCGUUAACUAUGUGUGUGGCUCCAACAUCUAUACCACAGGAGAGGAUGUCAAGUUGCAGGAGGACGGCGCGUACCCGGCGUGGCUGUGGGAGCUGCGCGUGGGGCGCGCGCCGGCGCUGCACGAGCUGGCGCCCGACUCCAAGCGGUACUGGCUGCGCGUCCGCACCGCCGCCAUGCGGCGCAACAACAAGCUGCGCGCCAUGCGCAAGUUCUAGGAGUACUAGCGACCUGACUAGCUGUAGCUACGUGUAAAUAUUAGGUAGACAAUAAUACGCAACCUGUACAAAUAUAC